Messenger RNA from Syngnathus typhle (broad-nosed pipefish), 6255 nucleotides. It is a transcript of the gene elavl2, whose product is annotated as ELAV like neuron-specific RNA binding protein 2. The record is from RefSeq and is a predicted model, not a curated record. Gene Ontology annotation, molecular function: RNA binding. The coding region runs from base 3720 to 4925 and encodes 401 amino acids. Gene Ontology annotation, cellular component: ribonucleoprotein complex. NCBI's taxonomy places the organism in Eukaryota, Metazoa, Chordata, Actinopteri, Syngnathiformes, Syngnathidae. The transcript is spliced from 7 exons.
GUCUUGUGGCUGUCUUUGAACGGCGGACCAUCUCUGGUUGCAUGUGAACGCCGCGUGACGCGUUCAAGGUCCCUCGAUCCGACGGGUCAGACCAGAGAUGGAUGGGUGUAUGUAUUGCUUAAGAAUGCAUGAAUGAGCUCUAUAACGUAGCCUUCACAGCAGCGAAGACAGUUUAUUGGUGGUAUUGGCUUUUGUCUUUCUCUCCCCCAAAUGCGGGACACGGUCCGUGGAACUUUUUAUUUUAUCAUAAAUAUCCCCUUGGGUGCAAUAUAUUUCACGCGUCAAUGCCAAUACAACCUGCCUGUCUAAUUGAUUGCCCCCUUUAAAGGGAAUAAGUAAUUCAAUUCCCCCUCGGUACUAGUGAGCUGUGAUGGUCUAAUUUGUAUUUAUUGAAUUGUUUGAUACAUUUUUUCAUUGUGUAACGUCCUUUGGAUUUAUCGAGUACACCUGCGCACACCAUCAAGUCAUAAUACCAUUUCCGGGUCAACGCUGCGCCCUUUCUGAUUGGCCGAGGCCCCGAUUAGUUUACUUAUGCCGGCUGGGACCACACCACCGCCCCCUAUUCGCCCUCACGAAGACCGCAAAGUUUCGUGAGAACAGACAUUUAACAAGCCCCGUCGCUUCAACACUUAACGGUAAGACGCCAUUGCGUGCUAGUGUCGAAUUAGUGCUCGCCCCCUCAAAAAAAUGUUUCAGAUACGGCCGAACUUCGUGGAAAGUUUUAGCGGAGCAGUAUUGCGAGCGAAUUGUUAGCCUCGUUGUUAGCUAAUGGGGAGGAAGCUUCCUCGUUACCGGUGUCCCCCACUGGCUCGUUGUGCUCCAUGCAUACUUUUGAUAUUCUCGAUAUUUCAGUAUAUUACAUAUUAUUUCAGUAGUCCGCACCGCUCUCUUCAUUGGAAGUUUCUAGAGGAAAAAAAUACUGUAGAUGGUCGGCUCCCGCGAGUGUGCGUGUAGGUUUUGAAAAGAGGAAAAAAUGCACACCCUAGCUGAAAAUUCAUUUUGUUGUCGUUUUAACACAUGACAUACAUUUCUCCUUCCAAAGUGUGCCCAUUGCACGCUUGUCGAAUAAAAUGAUAAUAAAUUCAAGGUGAAUUUAAACGUGACUUGCUUUUUUUAAAUAAAUUAGCGCAUGCGUGUGAGCAGCUCGCAGGUGUUGCGCUGCAGCGCAAUUAAGCUUGGUGCUUCGAAAUCUUGUGAACUGUUGUAGCCGUUCGGCUUUUUAGCAAAAUGUAUAAAAUGUACAUUAUGGAGCCUUUCAUCAUUAUGUUUGAAUCAAACUUGUUUUAAAAAUAAAAUCGUAGGUAAAGUAGCUGGUCUCUGUGUUGAUUGUUCCAGGCGUUUCUCUGCAUUUAAGUGGAACAUUGGGAGGAGUCAUUGUUUUAAUGUAUUUGUCUACUGGUACUGUAAAUGAGGCGACUUUAUUAUUGUAAGGCAACCACGUGACAUCCUUGAGGAUGGAUGGAUGGAUGGAUCUAAUGUGCAGUGAGUGUGUACGAGGCACCAAGGCAAUUCUGAUUAAGUGGGACAAAGUGUGCUUAAUUCAUUAAGGGUGACUGGAUCUGUCAUUGGAUUAAAAUGGCCCUUUUAAAAGAUUGCAUAGAAAGCUACAUGGCUACUCUAUCCAAUGGUGUCUAAACGCUGUCCCCAAGGGCCUGAUCUUCAUGUCUCCUUGCUGCAACACACUGCAAUAAAUCAGCUUGUUCAGAGCUUGCUAGGAUGGGCUGAUGAUUUGAAUCAGGUGUUGGAGCAGGAAGAACGGUGGCCCUUGAGGACCAGUGUUGGACAUUCCUGCUCUAUAACCUAUGUCGGUUUGUCUAAACAGCACUCCUCACCAAUGUAUGCCCCCAAUGGAUAGAUAUAGAGAUAGAUAUUGGACAACAUUUGAAUAUCAUUUCAAACUCCUAGACCUUUGCUUUUAUAGAUAUGGCAUGAAUUGAUUUCCAUGUGCAUCUUCAGUGUGUAGGCACAUGCGGCCAAAACUCUCCGUAACAACCCAGGCUUAACUUGGCUCUCUCUCACAAUACGAAGCUUGUCUCAGUCAAGGUGUGCCUUAUAAAGUGUACUACUUUCCUGUUUGGACAGAGCUGUGUUUAUGUGUUGUAGAAAGGACAGUCAUUUAGGUGCGCUUGAUUUUUGAGACUAAGGUCACAAUGUUUCAAGGAAGGUUUGCUGGAAAUGUUUGGUUCAAUUCCCAUUUGAAGUUUAGAGGGCUUUGUUUUGCAAAUGAUAAACACAAGAGCCUUAAAAGCCCAAGACGUUUUUGUCAAGUCCUGGUUUGGUCUCAUAAAAUUCCCUUUUCUGAAGUAAGUCGCAAUGUCACAAGAAAAGUCAAGUCGAGCCAAUUGCCGCGGGUGUUGCAUGUCCCUCCACUGUGAAGAUAUUUUGAAUCAUCACUUGUGGGUUUUUUUUACCCCCCCGCCCCCGCCCCCUCUUUUUUUUUUUUUUCUUUUUCCCAAGGACGGACAUGCCGUGCGGCAGCUCGUCACGCACACUCGGUCAAUCGUGUCCUCGGCGGAGGAUUCGUGCCUCCCUCGCUUCAAGUGCUGGGUCGCAUCAGCGCACGCUGAGCUCACAGUUUGCCUUGAGGUCGCGCUUUAACGAGUUCGCCGCUUAGUCACAAACGCUCCGUUAUGGAGCUUAAAUGUUUACAAACAGGAGCAGGACUAUUAGUACUGGAGUUAUAGUGUGUGUGUGUGGGGGGGACACUAUGUACAGUAAGGGAUAGAAGAAGAAACAUUUACCCGAGCACCCUUUUCUCCCAUUUCCAGGCCAUUCCUAAAAUUUGAUUCCGCUAAUUGCUUGCACUUGACAGUGUAUCUCUCCUCCGUCAAACGUCUGUCUGGCUGGCUGGCACACAGUCAGUGCCUGGCGGUGUUACGUCUCGCCAAGAUUUCCCAUCCAAGUGUUUAUCUAAUGAAAUAUUUGUGCCUGCAAGCGGGACGCUGGCCAGUGUUUGUGCUUUUGCGCUGAGAAUGAAAGGUGGAAUAUGCACCAGCCACAGAUUGAAGCGACAAUAUGUGCUUUUGCCUGCCACUUUUGUCGACCACAAUGUCCAAAUUUGAUUAGAUAAAUCUUGGGGGGGGGGGGAAUAGCGCCCGACAGAUCAAAUGGCCACGAGCCCCUUUUUACAAUCUUACUGGGCCUGAGUAAUGCAGAUGAAACGGAUGUUUUAGUAUUCGCUGAUCCAUUUUCGGCAAAUAAUUAAGGUUCUGACUAUAAUUUGUUGUUGUAAGCCUUAAGGGACCAAAAACAGUUAUUUAAUUAUUCUGCCAAAUAUUGGAAUUAGACUCAAGAAAUCCAUAUUGAUCGAGGCCUAUUAAAUUGGUCAUAUUUCUUCAACAGAAAUUUGAAUUCUCUUGAUAAUAUCAAACUGAUUCCUCAAGUGUAGCUGGUGUCACAAUGGUGCAUCUACCAAUGCAAAUUAGCAUGCUAAUGCUAAACAACUGCUUGUUUAGCAAGCCCGACACAGAAACAGAGCAGACAAUUGUCUCAGGCAUAUAUUUUUCUUUUCCGUGGGAGUGACUACUGACUGUUGGGGGACCUUCCCUGCUUCCUCUUCUUGCUUAUAAGCUGCGUGUCAGAACUGUGCGGCUGGCCGCCAACGCUUGGAUGCCGCUUAUUGUCCGAGAUAUGUUAUUUAUUUAUUUUGGUUGUCAAAAUGAUGGUGCCUGGUCGGGUGUUGGCGCGCGUUGGCCGUGGAAUGUCGCCUUUGCUCUAACAUGAUUUUGUGUCAACGUUUCAGAAGUCAUCUCGACGCUAACAUGGCAGUCAGACUGUGCGAUGUGGCCUCUCUGCUUAGAAGUGGCUCGUGGGCGUCCGAGCCUUGGACCGGGCAGGUGAUAGCAGCCAUGGAAACGCAGCUGUCCAACGGGCCCACGUGCAACAAUAGCAACGGGCCGUCGAGCAUCUCCAACAACUGUUCCUCGCCCGUGGAGCAGGGUAGCUUGGAGGAUAGCAAGACCAACCUGAUCGUCAACUACCUGCCUCAGAACAUGGCCCAGGACGAGCUCAAGAGCUUGUUCGGGAGCAUUGGAGAGAUAGAGUCCUGCAAGCUUGUCCGAGACAAAAUAACAGGGCAGAGCCUCGGCUAUGGAUUUGUCAACUACGUGGAACCUAAGGAUGCGGAAAAAGCCAUCAACACCUUGAAUGGCCUGAGACUUCAGACCAAGACCAUCAAGGUGUCCUACGCACGUCCGAGCUCCGCUUCCAUCCGAGAUGCAAAUUUGUACGUCAGCGGCUUGCCGAAGACCAUGACUCAGGCGGAACUGGAGCAGCUCUUCUCGCAGUAUGGCCGCAUCAUCACCUCACGCAUUCUGGUGGACCAGGUGACCGGUCUUUCCAGAGGUGUCGGCUUCAUCCGCUUUGACCGGCGGGUGGAGGCCGAGGAGGCCAUCAAGGGCCUUCACUGUCAGAAACCGCCCGGUGCCGCCGAGCCCAUCACGGUCAAGUUUGCCAACAACCCCAGCCAGAAGAGCAACCAGGCGCUGUUGUCGCAGCUGUACCACUCGCCCAAUCGAAGGUACCCGGGACCACUCGCACAGCAGGCACAACGCUUCAGGCUGGACAACCUGCUCAAUAUGGCCUAUGGCGUGAAAAGCAGGUUCUCGACCAUGGCCAUCGACGGGGUGACCAGCCUGGCGGGCAUCAACAUCCCGGGUCACAGCAGCGGCUGGUGCAUCUUCGUGUACAACCUGGCUCCCGACGCCGACGAGAGCAUCCUGUGGCAAAUGUUUGGGCCCUUCGGGGCCGUCACCAACGUCAAGGUCAUUCGCGACUUCAACACAAACAAGUGCAAAGGCUUCGGCUUUGUCACAAUGACCAACUACGACGAGGCGGCCGUGGCCAUCGGCAGCUUGAACGGCUACCGCCUGGGCGACCGCGUGCUGCAGGUGUCGUUCAAGACAAAUAAGACCCACAAAGCGUAAGCGCCGCGCACGGUCGCGCCCGUCACAUCACUUUCUUUUCCGUGAGCACUUUUGUUUUGUGCUCUCGUCGUUCCGUAUUGUUGUGAUUCUGUUUUCGUUUCGCUUGGUUCAGUUCUCGUUUCGCUACAGCUAAUUUUUCCAAACGUUUUUUUUUUUUCUUUUGCUUGUCUAACUUUUCAAUGUUCUCUGUUUUGUCUGCGCUUACUGUCUAAUGGAUGAAAAGACAAAAAAAUUCUUAAAAGCAAGUACCUUGCCAAAGAGCUCCGAACCUCUUUGAUGUGGGUUUAAAAAGCGUCUAUUUUUAUAAAGAGAAAUUUGGAGAAACUUUUUACAGGACCUGGAAGAUAAAUGAUGAUCAAAAAAAUAUUUUGUCUUUGCAAAAUAUCUUCAUAUGACAUCUUAUGAUGCUUUGAAACUUUAUGAGAAAGUUUGCAGCAGGAGAGAUUUACGGCAUAAACGCUCGCCGUUUGCCGUCUUUGUAGUUGAGCCUUUCGCCAGCGAUUUGCGACGCCGUCUGAUUGCCAAGCGCACUCGGAUCAGGUCUUCCAGGCCGGCGUAGUGUGGCGGACCAGGUCCAGUCGCACUCGUGAUUCAAAAAGGCUUUUUUUUUUUUUUUUUUUAAAUAUUGAAAGAGGAAAAGAAAGCUAAGUUAAGUAUGUAAAUAAGAUUUUGGAGGGGCUAUUUGGCCAGCUUGUGCUUUGAGUUUGAUACUUUACAUUUUUGGGAUGCCCCAAGUGGAAAUCCUUCCUUAGUUUGCCAGAUGAGGUGUUUACGGUACAUUUAAUUGGUCAUUGGUUUGUUCUGUAAAAUAGUCUUGUCAAAAAAAACAAAAAAGUGGGGGAAAAAAAAAUCUAUCAUAGAUUUUGAUUUUGUUUUCUAUAUAACCCUUCUAGAUAUGUGUAAAAAUUGUCUUACAAACCACACUUUGGAACUCUGAUUAUCUUUUUGUUGAUUCAUAUUCACUUAUCUACGAAUAUGUACUAUUGCGUGAUGCAUAUAUCGUCAGUGUAAAAUGGCUUUGUCCACUUGAGCGGUGAGAACGACGUAGUUGUCAUUGAUUGGAUGUUAGCAGUUGAUGACAAACUAAUAGACAACAGCGUGUGAUAUAUGCAUUAUGAAUAUCUUUGUUAUUCUUGCUUCGAGUUUCCUCCCAUUUGUGUUGGUGCCUGUCGAGUUUGUUUUGAUCGUGAGGAUAUUCAUUGAAGUUGUGAAGUCUAACUUGAUUUGGGUUGAGUUGUUUUCUUUUGUUGGAACUUUGGUCUUUAAAGAGGAUGUACAUAUUUUGUUUUGUUAAUAUUUUGGUAUUCAGUCCCAAUCCCCCCCCCCCCCC